AUGGAUGUUAAUAGCCUACUCAACUAUCCGGGUGAGAACGAUUCAUACUCAGAAGUUCAAAGUCUAGAAGAAAUUGUGUCUACUGUUCUUAAUGGUGAAGAUGAAGUUGAAGAUGAUGAGGAAAGACAUGUGCAAGUAGUUACACGCGGAAAAAGCAGAGAUACACAAAACAAGCUUCGCGAUGGUGGUGAUCGGAAAGCUUCGCUGGUGGAUGUACUGAGGAACUGGACAACGGCGGUGACUGCUUCGUGUGUGAUGCCACGUUUCUGA
This is a messenger RNA of Microthlaspi erraticum, 270 nucleotides long. Lineage: Eukaryota; Viridiplantae; Streptophyta; Magnoliopsida; Brassicales; Brassicaceae. The record is from the annotation of a GenBank genome assembly.